This is a messenger RNA of Aspergillus affinis, 615 nucleotides long. RefSeq names its product cupin domain-containing protein. The transcript has a single exon. Bases 1 to 615 code for a protein of 204 amino acids. The record is from RefSeq and is a predicted model, not a curated record. NCBI's taxonomy places the organism in Eukaryota, Fungi, Ascomycota, Eurotiomycetes, Eurotiales, Aspergillaceae.
AUGACCGACAUCAAAACCAAAUACCAAAUAGAACCCGGUCAACCCUCCCCUCUCCCUAACUUCACCCGCUACAUCACAACCCACAACCCCUCCGGCGAAGCAACCAUCCAAUCCGAAUCACCCGCCUCAUGGAUCUCCCUCCGUGAAAAGAGCAUCGGUUUCAGCGUCGCGUACACGACCUCCGAAUUCCCCGCAAACUUAAACAAUGACACCGACCUCGUCAAAAACCAAGAGGUCAUGGACUCAGAGUCCCUAGGACUUGUCAACCCGGGCGGAACAGUCUGUCGAGUAGUGGACUUUGCGCCAGCAAGUCCCGGAGUGAUGCACCGGACACAGAGCCUGGAUUAUGGGGUUGUGCUGGAGGGCGAGAUUGAGAUGUUGUUGGAUUCGGGGGAUAGGAGGUUGUUGAAGAGGGGGGAUAUUGCGGUGCAGAGGGCUACUAUGCAUGAGUGGCGAAAUCUGAGCAAGACGGAGUGGGCGAGGAUGGUGUUUGUCUUGCAGGAGUGCCAGCCUGUGGUCGUGGGUGAUCAGCAGUUGAAGGAGGAUUUGAAUGGGAAUGAUGAUUUGAAUGGGAAUGAUGAUUUGAAUGGGAAUGAUGAUUUGAAUGCGAAGUAG